GAGCAAAACUUUGCUGAGUAGAGGAGGAUGAAGUGAGAGGCUGGAGGCCAGCAGCUGUAUGAGUGAGUAACACCAGCAGGCAGAGAGUGUGGACGGAGACAGGAUGAUAUCUUAAUGAUAGCUUUCUAAAAGUGUCUCCUGACCAGGCUGGAGCUUCAGUUUUUCUAGGUAUUCCGUUUUCUUCUUGUGGUUUUUUGUUUUUACGAGAAGAAACUGAGGAUUAUUGUGAAGAAAAAAUGGAUUUGAUCUUUAUCUUAUAUAAUGCUCGUUGUAGAUAAACAGGAUAUUUUUCUCAUCUACUUCAAAAGAAAACAGUUUCAAAGUCAUUUUAAAUUUUAAACUCUUCACAGGAAGAUUUUUAGAAAUGUGCGUUUAGCCAUUAGAGAUUUUUGUUACUUCACGUCAUGAUGCUGCUGGCUCUGCUUCUGGUUCUGAGUCUCUGCUCUGACGCUCGCUCCACCGAGCCGUCAUCGAUAACUAUCCAGUACCGGGUUUGGGAGGAGCAGCCAACGGGAACCCGGGUCGGCUGGCUGGUCGAUGACCUCCGGCAGAGGGAUGAAAGCGGCCUCCUGGAGGAUUUCCAGGUGGUGGAGCACGGGAAAGCCCUUCCCUUCUCCGUCAGCACUCGAGACGGGGUCGUCUCCACCCAGGGCCGGCUGGACAGGGAGGAGCUGUGCCGUGGGUCGGACCUGUGCGAGCUGGCCUUCAGUGUCCUCUACAGGAAAAGUGGAGCUGUGAACUGCCUGCGAGUUCGCGUGGAGGUGAUGGACCUGAACGACCACAGUCCCAGCUUCCCCAGCACGCUGCAGGAAGUGGAGAUUUCAGAGACAGCCAGCCUCAGGAUGCGGAUCCCUUUGGACCGGGCGGUGGAUCCUGACGCGGGGCCAAACAGCCUUCAAACCUACUCGCUGUCCGUCAACCAACAUUUUGCUCUGGACGUGACAGUCGCACCAGGUGGGACCAAACAGGCAGAGCUGGUAGUGAUCAAAGAGCUGGACAGGGAGGUUCAGGACACGUUUGACCUUACCCUGGUGGCGUGGGAUAAAGGGAACCCACCCAGGUCUGGGAGCACGUUAGUGCGUGUUAAUAUUCAGGACUCAAAUGAUAACAGCCCAGUGUUUGAGGACAGCACCCCUACUGUGGAGCUAUCUGAGGACACAGCCCGAGGGACAACCAUCAUCAACCUCAAGGCCACUGACCCGGACCAGGGGGCCAAUGGGGAGGUGGAGUAUUCACUCAGUAAGCAUACCCGCCCAGAGGUACAGAGACUUUUCUAUGUGGACCCACAAAGUGGAGCUGUGAGUCUCAAAGCUCCUCUGGACUACGAGGCCCAACCCUCUUAUGAAGUCAUCAUCCAGGCUCGUGACCGCGGGCCCAACGCCAUCCCCACACACUGCAAACUGCACGUGAAGCUUCAAGAUGUAAACGACAACGCCCCGAGGAUACACAUGACCUGGACUCCACCCAACUCACCUGUGGCCACUGUGCUGGAAGGAGCACCUCUGGACACCUUCCUGGCUCUGGUGAUGGUCUCUGAUGCCGAUUCAGGAGAAAAUGGCAAAGUGAGGGCGCUCAUUCAGGAAGAAUCAGGCCCUUUCCGCCUUAAACGCAUCCAUGGUGACAAUUACAUGAUUGUUACAGACGGCAGCUUGGAUCGAGAGAAGGUCAUGCAGUAUAACAUCACGCUGCUCGCCCAGGAUUACGGAGAUCCUCCGCUGUCUUGUGUUAAACACCUGCCUGUCCAUGUUCUGGAUGAGAAUGACAAUGCCCCGGUGUUCUCCACCUCCCUCUACAAGGCUUCCGUCAAGGAAAAUAAUGUGGCAGGCCUCCAUGCCCUCAAAGUUGAAGCCCACGAUGUCGACCUGGAGUUCAGCGGGAGAGUGUCCUACUUCAUACGCAACCCCAACGAAGUGGAAACUGACACCGAAUCUUUUUCCAUCAAUCCGACCAGUGGAGUCAUCAGCGUCCAGCGUCCUCUAGACUACGAGGAAUCCCGCUCCUACUCUUUCACGGUGGAGGCAGUUGACCAGGGUCAUCCGCCUCUCACCAGCACGGCCUCCGUGCAAAUAGACAUCCAGGAUGUGAACGACAACUACCCUGUCAUAAAGGAGCCAAAGCCCAGAAAAGGUGUGGCUUCUCUCAGUGUACCUGUCAACACAGACAAGGGGGAGAUUGUGACGGAGCUGGGGAAUGAUAUAGAAGAGGACUCCACCCCUUCACCCAUCAAUCACUUGGUCAGAGAGGGACUUGUUGGAUUCCUUGCAUCCACCAUAAAGGCAGAGGACCCAGACUCGGGGCUGAACGGACAGCUCAGCUACCUCAUCACAGAUGGAAACCCUGAUGGGCUGUUCUGGUUGGAUCAGAUGACAGGCCAGCUGUUUGUUAACACCACCAACGCCACCGAGCUCAUUGGGAAAACUUUUAAGGUGAACAUUGCUGUGUCCGACAUGGGCACUCCCAGCCUGAGCACCAAGGCCACUCUGGAGGUGACUUUCAUCAAUCUCAGGGACCACCUGAAGAACUCUUCACCUGGCACCCGCGGACAGCUCAGCUUCACCAUGAUGAUGGCGAUCUGCCUGGGUGCCACCUGCCUGCUGCUCCUGUUGGCCAUCGCUUUGGUAACAACAUUCUGCCGCCCAGAGAAACGGGACAGCCGGGCGUACAACUGCAGACAGGCUGAGUCGACGUACACUCGCCACCCGAGGCGCCCACAGAAGAACAUCAGGAAGUCUGACAUCCAGCUAAUUCCUGUCAUCAGAGGGCGAAAGGAGGAGCCUCUUGAGGAUGAUAGUGAAGCCCAGCCACUGGCUCCGCCUCCAAUGGUGUCAGACGAUCCACAAACUGACAGGCAGUAUACCUUAACGCCAUCAGUCAUGAACACAAGCUUCCAUUCCCAAGGCUACCCUGAAGGGGAUCAACCUGCCACCCACCACAGCAAGACGCUACGGAAACCUGGGAAUAUUGAACUUGAUGGCACUUUGCCUCUGACGCCUGCCAGCUCAUACAGGAGUCUUCGGAAAGCAAGAAACCCUUCGUCAUCCUCUUCAGUCUCACAUUCGAGCACCUUGAAGCGUCAGGCUCACGUUGGAGGGGAGGAGGCGGAACGGUUGAGUUCAUCAUCCCAGGCGACUCUCAGGAGGCCGAGGACCUCGGAGGGACGAGGGGGGCCCGAUGCAGAACAUCGGCAGAUGCUUCGAAACCUGGUUCGACUGUCCAUGGCUGCGUUUGGAGACUCCAUCGAGCUUUCAUCAGCUUCCCCAGAAGUGCAGCAGAUCUCCCAGCUCCUCUCCCUCCUCCGGCAGGGUCAGCUGCAGCCCAGGCCCAACUUCAGAGGGAACAAAUACUCCCAUCGCAAUGGCAGGUAUGGAGGCCAGGACUGCUCUGAUUGGCAGAGCACCAAAGACAGCGGACAUGGAGAGAGCGAGGCUGGAGAUGUGGACUGGGAACCAGGAAGAGACUCACCCAUAGACCUUCAGCUGGAGGAGGGACUCAACCACCUGCUCAACCACCCUGAUGACGUCUUCUCGGAGGUGAAUGACCCGGCCUGGAUGGCCCGACUCUCUCUCCCACUCACCAGCGAUUACCACGACAACGUAUUUGUCCCCAACGGGCCUCCGUCCACUGACAGCGAACUCCUGCCGAGGGACGCCCUGGACUCCUCGUCCUUCUCCACCUUCGGUAAAUCUCCAGAGAAGGACGGCCCACUGGGCGGGGCCCUCCUGUCUGAGGUCAGCACGCUCUUUGAGAUGCUGAUGACGCAGAAGGCAGACUCACACCCUGGUCCUCGGCCUGACGUCCUGUACCGACUAUCUGCAGCAUACCGCCGCUCGCUGGGCCUGGAUGCCAACGCCCCCUCUGCCGCAGGCAACAUUCAGAGGAACUCUGGGAGCACUGAGAAGAGGUCGGGUCUGGCUGCACCCUCAGGACUUUAUUAAGAAGUCCGUUCAUUGAACACUGGAAAAGACUGAACUCAUUAAUGUCUGAGGAUUAUGUGGUGAAAUAUUUCAUGAUUGUAAAUAAUGUUUAGCGGGGAAGAAAUGUAGAGGGGUCGAGAAAGUCUGUUUGAAUGUCCUCUGAUGUGACGGACCAAAAACCAGUGGUGCUCAUUUUGAUUUUUAUAAACAAAAGCAGUUGUUCUUUACUUCAACUUUUGUUAAGAGAUUAACUAAAUGGGGAAAAUGUAUCACUGCAGUCAGUGGUGUCCCAUUUCUCUACCAUAUGUUUUUAAUGAAUGAACAGGACUUGCAACUGAAAAACAAAGCACAAAAACUGGAAUUAACCACUUCAUGUCAACGUUAACACACCCAGAGACAAGUGGCAACCUCCGGGGCUGAAAAAUGAAGCCAUUGCUCAAUUGUCAAAAAGUGCAGUUCCUCUAAUGACCACUUGAGGCUGACUCCAAGAGCGAGUCAAUUCCCAUAGACCCCCAGCAGAUUUGCAGCAGAUUUUGGGCACACCAUACCCACUGUGCCACAGGAAGUUAGCAUAAAAACUACAACUAACAGAUUGAUGAUUGUAUUACAGCUCUGUUUCUAUGUUUUUGUCCCAGACCAAUGAUUCGUGACGAGACGAUAAUGUUGCAGAGAAAAGUAGCAGUGGUGUGAACUGGCCGGUCAGAGCUCGACUCAUGCCGGCUGAUGGUGUCACCUGGUUUGAAAGCAGGUCACCUGUUUCAACAGCCAAUCAGCUUGUAGUGAAGUCCGCUGGUCAUGUCAAAGUCAGGUGCUCCGUCCUCGCCGAGCCCUCUGUUUCCGUCCUCACGGUGUGCCGGUGUCAGACGGUGGGUCGCUGCUGUUGCUCGCUGUAUGUGCUAUUCUCUAAUAUCAAAUAUCUCAAUAACUAAAUGUGCCAGGUUUGUACAUUUCAUUUUAACCUGAACAGAUUUACUCACUCAUGAAUGCACAUCUAUGUUAAAAACAACAGAUCCUCUUAUAACGGUGCUACAGAACCUGUUUUCUUUUUACCAUUAAUAAAUCAAAGUAUCAGACACAUUGAAUCAGUAUUAAUUAACAGUAAAUGAAAGGUAUCAAGUGUGACUGAAGGAAAGUGAAGUGUACAGACUGAAAGAGACACCAGGAGGAGAUGGACGAUGAUGUGAAGGACAACAGGAAGUGAAGGCAGGAACUUCAGACACAGUAGAAAUUAACAUUAAUGGUGGAUGUGAAAGUUUAAAAUGUCUCCUUGGUAUCUUGAUGCUGUGUCAACAGAUGAUGAAAUAAAGUCAGCUAUAGGUCUGGGUUUCGGCUGUCUUAGAAUGAGCUGGAGGAAAUGUUGCUUUGUGUUUUUGUUUAUCCUCGAGACUAAACAGAGACGAGCUGAACGCAGGGAGAGAAAGAGGGUUUGUUGACUGUCUGGAUGAGCCCUGCUCUCCAUCCACACUCUGUGAUUACUGUCUGAUCUUCCUCGGGAUGAUUUGGGAACAUUAGCUGUUGAAUUACAGGCAGCAGAAACUCUCCAGUUGUCUCUUAGUAAGUUAUUGGUGUCACUUUCAUCCAAAGUUGUCUUUUUUAAGGUUUUGUUUUUUACUGUGUUUUGCAAACCAGAUGAGCAGCACUUUGUACAUAAUGUUUUUGUAAAACUUUUUAUAUCAAGAAAACUUUUGUGAAUCAUUUUUGUCUAAAUAUAGUUUUGUAACUUUUUCAAUAAAGUUUGUAUCAUG
Messenger RNA from Epinephelus moara (kelp grouper), 5659 nucleotides. It is a transcript of the gene pcdh12, whose product is annotated as protocadherin 12. Gene Ontology annotation, biological process: homophilic cell-cell adhesion. The coding region runs from base 405 to 3935 and encodes 1176 amino acids. NCBI's taxonomy places the organism in Eukaryota, Metazoa, Chordata, Actinopteri, Perciformes, Serranidae. The record is from RefSeq and is a predicted model, not a curated record. Gene Ontology annotation, cellular component: plasma membrane. Gene Ontology annotation, molecular function: calcium ion binding. The transcript has 5 exons.